ACAGAGAGAGGAGGGGACAAGGCACUCGAGUGUGUGUUGCUGGUUUCGUCAGUGAGGAGGGAAACAUGGGGCUUUGUUCCCUGGCCUUCGGCACUGGUUCUGGGAGCUGGAGUGGAGGGCAGCAUGCAGAGGCUGAUCACCACGUAACGAUGACAGGGAGGAGGCUGACAGUGAUCACGUCGACCUCCGUCUUUUCGUCCUCCACCUUCCGUGGGCUGAUCAUAGGGCUGCUGUUGUUAACGUCCAUAGCCGCGGCAUCUGCUCAACAAGAUCCGUAUGCUGGCGCUUGCGCCGGUCCCUGCCCUCAGGGCCAGAUCUGCCUUAUCAGCCAGCUGUAUGAUCCGCGGGUCGGCGGCCCGUCCGGCUACUGCGUUGGCGAGAACGAGUCUUCUUCCUAUUGCGAGUACAACGGCCGGUACUUCGCUGUCGACUUGAGGAUCCCCAAGGGUGAUGGCUGCUCCACUUGUCUCUGCUACCCGGGAGGCCGAUUGCUAUGCAGAAGGUCGGUUUGCGGCCGCGCUAAGUAAAUCUUCGAACCACUGUCGUCGCUCACAGGCGUGCGACACCCGUCCUGUCGCCUCAUGUCUCAAGUCAUUCCACGCAUCUUUUGUCAGCUAAAAAUAUCAUACACACGCGCCCACUAAUAUGCGCACACGCACACGCACACAAGCAUAUCGUGCAUACACCCACGCAGGUGGAGAGAGAGAGAGAGAGAGAGAGAGAGAGAGAGAGAGAGAGAGAGAGAGAGAGAGAGAGAGAGCGUCUGUGAUCGAUUACGAAUGACUUUUCAUUGAAUCGGACACCCUCUCCAGAGAAGAACCGAAAGGGGAAGGGGCUACAUAUAUUUAUCGAGUUCCAGGUUGAUAGAGCAAAGAGCCAUGUCGUUUGCGGGUGUGUUGGACACCGAUCAAUGACAUGUGUUGUAGCUGUUAAGCGAUCUCGUAAGAUUGCUGUCGAAGGUUUUCAGCUAUGCGCAGUGGUUACCUGAGUAAGGCACAGCCUAUACUAUAGGCUGUUGCGCUUCGUAAAUCACCGUGUUUUAUGUUUCGUCCUAAAGGAGUUUGCAGCAGGAGGAAGAGGUCAGUCCGAAGAGUGUGUUCGGCAGUGUGCACGCCGGUUCAAACCCAGCUCACGCAGUGAACUUGAAGGUAGUCCUCUCGCGCAUUUUUAACUCCCUCAUCAGCAAUGGGAGGGGAGGAGAGAGAGGGAAAUGGACACCAGGCAGAAAGUCCGAGGCCGAGCUGGCACGUAGUCAUCCGAUCAGGCAGACAUGCUGAAGAGAUGUUGAGGAAGGUAAUUGACAACGGGUCGCAAAAUCAAGCAGCAGCAGGAGGAGGAGGAGGAGGAGGAGGAGAGAAAAAUUUCUGCUUCCACCUAUAUAAAUCUUCUGUUUCCCGGUUUUGAUGGCCUGUAAGUCACUCGGCCUGCAUGGCUCACAGGUUUCGGAUCGCCGCACCGUGUUGUUGUGUUUGCUGACCUUCACUUCUCACAUCGUAUUUUUUUUUCCUCUUUGUUUUGGUGUGUAGAUGUUCCAGGAUUGUGUCCGUUUAAACUGGAUUCAAUUUGAUCCUGCACAUGCACAUUGGAAGGUGUAAUACUGGAAGGUGGACUAAGCGGCCGUGGUAGGAGGCUAGGAGCAAUGUGCACUGAUGGGAGCCCUGCCGGAUGCAAAGCAAGCAGGCCUGCCAUGAUAAAUUUAUCUCCCUCAGCUGAUGUCCCCACGGCUUAAUGCCAGGCACCUAAAGGCUAAAGGCCAGCAUAAAGAAAAUCAGGGUUGCAGGGAGGGAUGUGGACAGGUGGAAACUAUACCUCCUCUGUUCCUUAGACGUCCCCUGAUUCAGAUCAGACCACCUGAGGCUGGUGGACGCAGGAUGGCAGGAGCAAUCUCCAAUGGAAGUUACAGGCAUGGAUGUCUCAUUCAUUUCUAUCCGGAGAUGAGAGAUGAGACGAGAUGAGACGAGUAACUCCAAGUCUCUAUGUAGUCUGAGGUUUGAUAAUGUCGCAGAAGAACCACAUUGACAUAGACGCAUGGUCCAUCCGUGCUCACAGGCCUUCUCCUCACUUACCUCUCAGUCUGUGUUAUGGGCUGGAUAGCGACUGUGGACCCUCUGAGCAUGACCGUGGAUGCUAGAACACACGAAGACCAAUUGCUGCCUAGCGACUUUGAGGGAGGCUAUGCAGUGUUAUGUGCUACCUAUCUGCUGUGUAGACCCCCGUACGAAUACGGGCCGUACGUACGUACGACCGUACGUACGGGCUCAAGCAAAAAACAAAAUUUCGAAAAAAUCUGAAAAAAAAACAUGUUAUGCAGAAAAAUAAAUUGAAACACUUUUGCCUCAGGGUCAUAUUGAAAUUCGUUACCGAAUUUGAGAUUAAAAAAAAACGUGUUUUUUUUUUUUUUUUUUUUUUUUUUUUUUUUUUUCGUACGGGGCUGUACGUACGGCCGUACGGCCGUUCAUACGGCUGAAUGUACAACCGUACGAUAAAUCCCCCGUACGUCGUACGAAGGGUACAGAUAGGCUAUCUGUACACUGCGGAAUGAAUGGGUUAGGCAGGGCACGCAGCACGCGGUCUUCUCCCUCAGGGUGCAGGUCAUCCGGGAAAGGGCAUCGAGAUGGUUGACUUCAACAAGUGAUGCCAAAGGAAGCUGGAAACCGAUGCUGACGGCUUCUGGCGGAGGUGGGAUCCGACUGGGAGAUGCUGAUUAGAAACGGACUGUCAGUGACUGGAAAGAAUCUGAUGCAGUUUGGUCCGAAGUUGGUGGAUCGUCAUCUCUGGACACGGGAGGCCGUAGAGACAAAUUCCUAGUAGAACAUAAUUUUUGCUUAAGUCACAUUAGAAGGGAGUAGGUACGGCCUGUGUUUACUGUUAACUUAGGAGUGGGUGGUCACCGUGGUCUUGCUGGUUGGGCCGGCCGGCAUUGGGGAUUAGAGGGGGAGGGGUCCUACUCUUAUGAAAGGACUUGGAAGAGCCGGGGAUUAUGACAAACUGAUAACUACGAUGAUCUUAAAGGGUUCUUGUGUGGGCCCGGUCUUGUGGGCUGGGCCGGCCGGCGUUGGGGAUUAGGGGGGUCCAGAUGGGAGUGGCCUUCCUAAGGAAGGCACAAAUCAGAGAUAGAGGUAGGUUAGCAGGGUAAGGAGGGGAGGAAGACCGUAAGCAACCAAUGGCGGUAAAUAGGAUGUCAACUUUGUAAAGUGAGUAGAUAGGGCCGGUAGGGAUGGGCCAAAUGAGGACAGGGAUGCAGACGGUUGUUUUGGUUGUGACAGCCUUGGUUUUAUGUCUCAUCCAGUGCUGCUGGGAUGGGAGCGGCUUUAGGAACUGCUAAGCAUGCCCUACUCUGUGCUGUCUUCUCCGGGACCUGUUGAGCAUAAGGGGACAACUCUAAAGUUUCCUGGUCAGCAGGGAGGCCUCAUCGAGGUCUCUGAAGAGUCUGAAGUAAACGGCAGGGCUUAGGAGGUCGGGUGCGUGAUUAACAAUGCCCCCCUUAUCUGGUGGCUAGUCGCUGACAAGGGGGAGGCUGUACUGUUUUCUAGUCCGUCUCUUCUGUCCUCUGAUGCCUUUUAAUUGGUGAGGCUGUACUGUUUUUUUUGUCUAUCUCUUCGGCAUUUGUCUUCUGAUGCUUUUUAAAUAGAGAUGUACUGUGUUGGAUCAACGGGUAUCUGUGCCGAUAACAGAUCAACGCUGGAAGAUUCUGAAUCACGGGUUUCAUUUAGUGGGGGUGCGCAGGGGGGGGAGGGGGAAUGAACACACAGGCCCUUUUGUGUGAGGUGGGAGAGGGAGGGGGAUUAACACGCAGGCUUCUGACAUCGAUAUUGACACUGCACUUGGAUCCAUGAAUUGGGUAUAACUGCUCGAAACGAACGGAUGUACAUCCUCACAUUUGGUUUGGAAAGUUAAGUGGGGAACAAACGGGCCUAAGUCUG
Molecule: messenger RNA, 3923 nt
Organism: Chara braunii
Lineage: Eukaryota; Viridiplantae; Streptophyta; Charophyceae; Charales; Characeae
Source: the annotation of a GenBank genome assembly